Messenger RNA from Pundamilia nyererei, 3006 nucleotides. It is a transcript of the gene pcmtd1, whose product is annotated as protein-L-isoaspartate (D-aspartate) O-methyltransferase domain containing 1. The record is from RefSeq and is a predicted model, not a curated record. Gene Ontology annotation, molecular function: protein-L-isoaspartate (D-aspartate) O-methyltransferase activity. The transcript is spliced from 6 exons. Gene Ontology annotation, biological process: protein modification process. NCBI's taxonomy places the organism in Eukaryota, Metazoa, Chordata, Actinopteri, Cichliformes, Cichlidae. Bases 414 to 1493 code for a protein of 359 amino acids. Gene Ontology annotation, cellular component: cytoplasm.
AGAGCAACAGUGCUUCCUUCUAACGACGUUUUAAAACCACGUGACCUGUGUUUACAUCCUCUUCUCAGCUGUUUCUUUCUUCUUCCACUUCGACACAACUGCUUGCUGUUGCUACUUUAUCUCUCCAACCAACCAGCUGGUUAGUUAGCGCAGUAAACUAGUACUUAACGAAUUGAAGAAGCUGCUGGUGUGUGAAAGUAGCUGUCACUGACCGUCGCACUGAACAGCACUUUACGAGGAAUGAGUAAAUGCGACACGGCAUUGUCACUUGCUGCCUGGACAUGAACUCUGUCUGAACUGACACACGAGGAGCCACAGCGGCAGCACAGCCGUUCAUCUCCAUGCACCUCUGAGGACGAAACAGUCAUCCUGAAUACGAGUUCGCCCCUUAGGGUUCCUCUGCUCUUUUCACCAUGGGGGGAGCUGUGAGCGCCGGAGAGGACAAUGACGACCUAAUUGAUAACCUGAAGGAGGCUCAGUAUAUCCGCACAGAAAAAGUCGAGCAGGCUUUUCGGGCCAUAGACCGCGGUGACUACUAUUUGGACGGCUAUCGGGACAAUGCCUACAAAGAUUUGGCCUGGAAGCACGGUAACAUACACCUGUCUGCUCCGUGUAUAUACUCCGAGGUGAUGGAGGCACUGAAACUGCAGCCGGGACUUUCUUUCCUCAAUCUGGGCAGUGGAACCGGCUACCUGAGCACAAUGGUUGGCCUCAUCAUAGGGCCAUUUGGUGUAAACCAUGGAGUUGAGCUCCACAAAGAUGUCGUUGAAUAUGCCAGAGAGAAACUGGAUGACUUCAUAAAGAAUAGCGACAGCUUUGAUAAGUUUGAGUUCUGUGAACCUGUCUUUGUGGUGGGGAAUUGCCUUGAAAUCUCCACAGACAGCCACCAGUACGAUCGCAUUUAUUGUGGCGCUGGAGUGCAAAAGGACCAUGAAAAUUACAUGAAAGUACUGCUCAAAAUUGGAGGCAUUCUGGUGAUGCCUAUAGAGGAUCAGCUGACCCAGAUAACCAGGACUGGCCAGAGCACGUGGGAAAGCAAAAACAUCUUGGCGGUGUCCUUUGCCCCCUUGGUCCAGCAGAGCAGAGCUGAUGGAGAGAAGCCCGACACUGUCCAUCUGCCCCCAGUGACUGUCCGCAGCCUUCAGGAUCUCUCUCGGAUCUACAUACGCCGCACUCUCCGAAACCUGGCCAACGAGGACAGCCAGGGAAAGGGGACGACGCAGAGAGUCCCCCAGAAGCGCAAACGCAGGCGCUGUCGCAGGCGACGCAUCAACACUUACGUUUUUGUAGGCAACCAGCUGAUCCCGCGGAUGGUGGAGAGCGAAGAGGAGGAGCACACCGAGGAAGAACACAAAGAGGUGGAGGAAGAGGAGGACAGAGACAUUGGCGACAUUGAAAUCCUCAAGCAAGUGAACGUGUUGAGAGACCAAAUAAUGGCUUUACCGCUGCCUGAGUCACUGAAGGCAUAUUUGCUGUAUUACAGAGAGAAAUGACUUAUUCACUUGAUAUCCCUUCUUAAUGGGUGCAGCGAAAUGCUGAAAUGCUUUUCUUCAUCUUUUUUCAGUACCAAUGUAGCAUUAUUUCCACUUAAUCUUGAUGGCAAAACUGUAACGGAAAGAGACGUCACAGAUAAUAUUGGAUAAUAAUGUUAUGAUUGUCCUGAGUGUUAAUUUUUUUUGUUGACAUGUUUGUUUGUUUGUUUGUUUUUCUUUUGGUUUAUAAAUGGAAAAAAAUAUAAAGUAAAUGAAAAUAGUUUCAAAAAUCAAUUUUGAGAUUCAGAUUUUAUCGCAAUGUCAGAAUUUCUGCAGAAAUGUGCAGAUUAAAAAUUGUAUUAAAAAAAGAGUUCUUACUAUAUUUGUUAAAAUACGAUCAUGCUAAGAUGAAGACUUUUAUUGCACCUUUUUUAGAAGCUUUAACUUACUUUCAGUGUCUGAUGAUUUAAUGAUACUGAGAGGAGACACUGAAAGGCAAAUAAAGCCACUUUCUCCCAUUUUUUUUCUUUUUCUUUUUCUUUUUCUUUUUGUUAAAGAGAGUUAAAGAGUAAGAUGUUCGAUAAGCCCGAAUGGGGCACGUAUGUCAUUACUCUUCUUGGUAUUUCAUUUCAGGGUAAUGUGUUUUAUAACUUCCUAUUACAAGAGUUCACUGAAAGACCAGACUGGUUCAUAAUUUUUUCUACAGGGCACCUUUUAAUGAAACUUUUUCUACAGGGUGCUGACAUUCUUGUUUCCUCACUACUACCUGAUCUGAUAGGCUGUCGCGGGCCGCCUCCUCUCUUUUUAUUUUGCCCUGUUCUGGAUUCAUAUAAUAUAAUAUAAUGAUGUAAUUCUUAGUAUUUGAAUAAACCACAUCAGAGGUUUAAAAUAAGGGUGACAUGGAUACGAUGGUGAUUUAAAUAUUCACCUAAUUUCGAGGGGAACUGGUGAAGGCAUGAUGUUCAUCCAUAAUGAAUACAUGCUUGAAUAUAUUGUAUAUGGGUGUUCCUGACUUUGCUCCUUGUGAUUGGUCACUGGAGGUGAUGUCCCAAGUGAUCAAACUUUGAAAUGUUUCUUUACAAAUGACAACAAAAAAGGUUUCAAGAUGGUGAACCAGAUUGAUGGCCUUGACACAAAUCUCGAAUUCUGUAUAGUACUUUUCUUUUUUUCUUUUUUCUUUUUUUAAACAAAAUCAACGACAAUGCAAAAUCUGACGCCUUUUAUAUCACGGACAACAAAGCACCUUAAUCUGCAGUCCUCAAGACAGAGAAAAAAGGAAAAAAUAAAUAAAAAGAUGACUUUUUUUGGGCUUCAUUUGUAUUGUGGACUGGACUUAAUGUAAUGUAAAUCCUCUUUAAGUACAAUUUGCUUGCAGAACCUUCCUGAUAGUGAUGACUUUUAAGUGCCAACAUCCCUCGCCCCAUCACAUUAGGACUUCUGUGAGUUUUCCAGCACAGUAAAUUUCCCCCAUAAAGGAUGAUAUAUUUCUACAAAAACAUUCCACAGUGAAAAAAACAAAAAAACCAAAAAAAAA